Messenger RNA from Hyaena hyaena (striped hyena), 1983 nucleotides. RefSeq names its product solute carrier family 5 member 4. Gene Ontology annotation, molecular function: D-glucose:sodium symporter activity. The transcript is spliced from 15 exons. The coding region runs from base 1 to 1983 and encodes 660 amino acids. The record is from RefSeq and is a predicted model, not a curated record. Gene Ontology annotation, biological process: transmembrane transport; sodium ion transport. NCBI's taxonomy places the organism in Eukaryota, Metazoa, Chordata, Mammalia, Carnivora, Hyaenidae. Gene Ontology annotation, cellular component: plasma membrane.
AUGGCCAGCACAUUAAGCCCCAGCACCGUGACUGGAACCCUGAGCCCUCCUGAAAUGUCAGAGCGUAUCCGAAAUGCUGCUGACAUCUCUGUCAUUGUCAUCUAUUUCAUGGUGGUGAUGGCUGUUGGACUGUGGGCAAUGCUGAAGACCAACAGGGGCACUGUUGGAGGCUUCUUCUUGGCUGGUCGAGAUAUGACCUGGUGGCCGAUGGGUGCCUCUCUCUUCGCCAGUAACAUUGGCAGUGGCCACUUUGUGGGGCUGGCAGGGACGGGAGCAGCUUCGGGAAUCGCCACUGCAACAUUUGAAUGGAAUGCUUUGCUGCUGUUGCUCGUUCUAGGAUGGUUCUUUGUUCCCAUAUACAUCAAGGCAGGGGUAAUGACUAUGCCAGAAUAUCUGAGGAAGAGGUUUGGUGGGAAACGACUCCAGAUCUACCUCUCUGUCCUCUCCCUCUUCAUCUGUGUGGCUUUGAGAAUCUCGUCAGACAUAUUUUCUGGAGCCAUAUUCAUCAAGCUGGCCUUAGGAUUGGACCUUUACCUGGCGAUCUUCAUCCUCUUGGCUAUCACUGCUAUUUACUCGAUCACAGGGGGCUUGGCCUCAGUUAUUUACACAGACACCCUCCAAACCAUCAUCAUGCUGAUAGGUUCCUUUAUUCUCAUGGGAUAUGCAUUUGCUGAAGUGGGAGGCUAUGAGAGUUUUACAGAGAAGUACAUGAAUGCCAUCCCAUCCAUAGUUGAGGGGGACAACCUGACAAUCAGCCCCAAGUGCUACACUCCUCAGGCUGACUCCUUCCACAUCUUCCGAGAUGCUGUCACCGGAGAUAUUCCAUGGCCAGGAAUGGUAUUUGGAAUGACCAUUGUUGCUGUGUGGUACUGGUGCACAGAUCAGGUUAUUGUGCAGCGCUGCCUGUCAGGCAAGGACAUGUCUCAUGUGAAAGCUGCCUGCAUCAUGUGUGGGUACCUGAAGCUGCUGCCCAUGUUUCUCAUGGUGAUGCCAGGAAUGAUCAGCCGCAUCCUGUACACAGAGAAGGUGGCCUGUGUUGUACCUUCUGAAUGUGUGAAACAUUGUGGCAUUGAGGUCGGCUGUACUAACUAUGCUUACCCAGUGAUGGUGCUGGAACUGAUGCCUGAUGGACUGCGAGGUCUGAUGCUGUCAGUCAUGUUGGCCUCUCUCAUGAGCUCCAUGACCUCUAUCUUCAACAGUGCUAGCACCCUCUUUACCAUGGACCUGUACACCAAGAUUAGAAAACAGGCAUCAGAGAAAGAGCUUCUUAUAACAGGACGGCUAUUUAUCAUUCUAUUAAUUGUCAUCAGCAUUUUGUGGGUCCCCUUAGUGCAGGUAUCUCAAAACGGACAACUAUUCCAUUAUAUAGAAUCAAUUUCUAGCUAUCUUGGGCCUCCAAUUGCGGCUGUCUUCCUGCUUGCCAUCUUCUGUAAAAGAGUCAAUGAACAGGGAGCCUUCUGGGGUCUAGUCGUUGGACUUGUGAUUGGCCUCAUUCGAAUGAUUGCAGAGUUUGCCUAUGGAACAGGAAGUUGCUUAGCUGCCAGUAACUGUCCCAAGAUCAUCUGUGGAGUGCACUAUCUGUACUUUGCCAUCAUCCUCUUUUUUGUUUCCUUACUAGUCAUCCUGGGAAUUUCCCUGUUAACAAAACCCAUUCCUGAUGUACAUCUGUAUCGUCUGUGCUGGGCUCUUCGGAACAGUAAGGAGGAACGAAUUGAUUUAGAUGCAGAAGAGAAAAGACAUGAAGAAGCUGAUAAUGAUGUUGAUGAAGAUAAUGCUGAGGAACCCCGUGGAUGUCUCAGGAAGGCUUAUGACUUAUUCUGCGGUUUGCAGAAGAAAAGCCCAAAGAUGAGCAAAGAGGAGGAAGAAGCCCAGAAAAAGAAGCUGACAGACACAUCUGAGAAGCCUUUAUGGAGAGCUAUAGUGAAUGUCAAUGCCAUUCUUCUCCUUGCAGUGGCUGUCUUUGUCCACGGCUAUUUUGCCUGA